CGGCGGUUGCGCAGGCGUAGUGAGCGCGGCAGCAUGGCGUCCCGGCCCAAGCGGCGCGCCGUGGACGGGGGGACCCCACAGAUGCUCGGCGACCCGGUCCCGUGCCACGAGGAAGAAGAGGACGAGGAAGUGGAGGACCAGGACGACGACGACGAAGACAGCGACGAGGAAGAGGAUGAAGACGACGAGGUCGUGGACGAGGAAGUGAAUGUUGACUUUGAAGCUUAUUCCAUCUCAGACAACGAUUAUGACGGGAUUAAGAAAUUACUGCAGCAGCUUUUCCUCAAGGCACCUGUCAACACUGCAGAACUGACGAAUCUCUUAAUUCAGCAGAACCACAUCGGGAGUGUGAUUAAGCAAACGGAUGUUUCAGAAGAUAGUGAUGACGAUGUGGACGAAGAUGAGAUUUUUGGUUUCAUUAGUCUUCUCAAUUUAACUGAACGAAAGGGGACCCAGUGUGCGGAGCAGAUUAAGGAGCUGACCCUGAGCGGCUGCGCGAAGAGCUGUGAGAAGAGCGUGGUGGAGCAGCUGGACAAGCUCUUCAAUGACCCCGCCCGGCCCGUGGGCCUGCUCCUGAGCGAGCGGUUCAUCAACGUGCCCGCGCAGAUCGCGCUGCCCAUGCACCGGCAGCUCCAGAAGGAACUGGCGGAGGCACACAAGACCAACAAGCCGUGUGGGAAGUGUCACUUCUACCUUCUGAUCAGCAAGACGUUUGCGGAAGCAGGAAAAGGCAAUUCCAAAAAGCAGCAGAGCAGCCAAAAGAACGAUGAGCUAAUGUUUGCGAACGCAGAGGAAGAAUUUUUCUACGAGCUGCUAGCAGCUCACAGUGCCUGGCGCGCACUAGGUUCUCACAGGUCAUCACCGCCCCAACCCCACUGUUGGUGACGAGUGUGGGAGGAGACGAUCAUGAACCUGCUGGUAGUGAUCAGGCUGAUGCUGUGCUGCGAGAGCUGCGGCUCCCAACCCCUCCAGGAGGAAGGAUGAGUCUGGGUUCAAGGUGGACAUUGAGUCUGAGGGACAGCCAUCAGCUGAGGUCCCAGCCCGUCGGGUGGACCCCUGCCCUCCCGUCUGGCUCCCGGGCCGCUCUGCCCCUCGUCCUGGAUGUCAUCCCGUUAGUGGGUUUCUGGCACUUUCUUUCCUGUAAAGGUAGCUGGUGCGCGAUGGCCAGCCAGAGAGAGAAUACCCUCCCCGUGCAGCCCUCCCCAGAAGUGAGCCUCCGAGGAGGGCCCUCUCCUGGGGUGGCCGCCGCCGCGUAUUUCUCUGGAGACUCCCAGUCAAGACUGGCAGCGCUGGGCCUUUUCAGGAAGGAGACAGUGGGAAUGAAAUUUUGAGGCUACGCCCUGCAUCUCAGGGUGCGUGUGGGUUUGAACACGGCUGGUUCUGCAAGCUUCCCUUCGUCCACAGCAGCUCUGCAGAGGAGGAGCUGGGGCGGUGGGAAGGCCUGCAUUUGCAGGGUCUUCUUGUUAGAAGUCCAGUGUUGUGCCUGUCACUGUCCCUCUGUCACAGGUUGUGACUAGGAGUGACUUGAGAGUGGUAGACAGUGUAAGUGGGCGGUAGCUCCGUGUCACCGGCUGCUGGCUCACCUCCUGGAGGUGCCUUCUGCCAAGUGUCCC
Myotis daubentonii (Daubenton's bat) is the source of this 1613-nucleotide messenger RNA. It is a transcript of the gene BCCIP, whose product is annotated as BRCA2 and CDKN1A interacting protein. Lineage: Eukaryota; Metazoa; Chordata; Mammalia; Chiroptera; Vespertilionidae. The record is from RefSeq and is a predicted model, not a curated record. Gene Ontology annotation, cellular component: nucleus.